AUGGCGGAAAUCGGGGCCAUGAUUGCCGCUGCACUUUUGAAGGAGGUGGUGCAGCAGAUUGGUUCGCUGCUGGGAGGUCGGAUCAAGCUGCAGCUAAACUUGGACAAGGACCUGAAGGAGAUGAAGGCUACCCUCGAGUCCAUUGAGGCGCUCCUCAAGGACGCUGAGCACGCCAACACCAACAACUCCAUGCGUUUGUGGCUCAAUCGUCUCAAGGACGCCAUGUAUGGCAUUGCCGACAUGAUUGAUGAUUUUGAAGCAGGAAUUGAGGCUGAGCAAACACGCAAGUUCUCCAUGAAGAAACAUCUAGCAGUUAUGAUGCCUUGUUUCACAAUUGGCCCCAAGUUCACAAUGGCUAACAAGAUGAAGACGAUGAGGGAGGAACUGCAGGGGAUCACAGAUCAAUAUCAGAAAUUCAUGUUAGUGUCAGGCACUAAUGCCGAUGAGCCGAAAAUCAUCCAAAUGCGUGAAACAUCAUCAACCAUUGAGGCAUCAAUCAUUGGGAGGAGCGAAGAAGAAAAUAUGAUAUGGGUUUCCUUAUCUGAGAGCGUAAUAGAAAAUCUCAUUGUCCUUCCUAUACACGGCAUUGGAGGGCUUGGCAAGACGACCUUGGCGAAAAUGAUUUACAAUAAUAAAACCAAAUUUGAAGACUAUGUUCGGGUGUGGAUUUAUGUGUCCGAGACAUUUGAUUUGAACAAAAUUGGCAAUUCUUUAAUAAGUCAACUAUCAGAGAGUGAGAGUACGUACACUGAAAAGCAGAUGAUACACGUAUCACUUGCACAACUAUUCGCCAAUAAGAAGAUUCUGAUUAUUCUAGAUGAUUUGUGGGCAGAGGAUGAUUCCCAAUUGGAUAGUCUGAUUGCCAUGCUUAAGGUUGGAAAGGGUACCAAGGUGGUUGUUAUAGUAACCACACGCAAUGAGGAGAUUGCAAGGAAAAUUUCAACCAUUCCCCCACAUGAGCUAGCAUCACUAACAGAUGAGAUAUGCUGGACUAUAAUUAAGAAAAAAAGUGGCUUGAAUCUAGAGAUGAUAAAGAACAGUUCAGGGAUAUAG
Molecule: messenger RNA, 1053 nt
Organism: Triticum turgidum subsp. durum (durum wheat)
Lineage: Eukaryota; Viridiplantae; Streptophyta; Magnoliopsida; Poales; Poaceae
Source: the annotation of a GenBank genome assembly